UUGACUUUAUCGGGACACCUUCAAAGCGAACAAUUAAGAUCAACAGAACGUCCCCAUAUUCCGGAGUUUGAGUUGUUUUAUCAUUUGUAUCCACAUAUCUGAGCGUUAUUUAGAAUGUUUAGCUCAGCGAAAGUAAAAUUAGCUGUUACCGCAAUUGGGCGGCGAUACAUUGCUGUGAGAAGGCUUAAUGAAGUAAGAGUCUGGAGCAGAGGAUUUGCUUGCUCCGAACAUGGGGACGAGUCGUGCAGAGAUGAUAAUCAUGUUUAUGAUAUCGUAAUAUCCGGAGGAGGAAUGGUGGGGACUGCAAUGGCUUGUUCGUUGGGUCUUGACCCAAAUCUUCAAGGUAAAAAGAUUCUUCUGCUUGAAGCUGGGCACAAAAAAGUAAUGGACAAAGUUCCAGAGAUGUACAGCACCCGUGUGAGCUCCAUCAGCCCAGGCUCUGCCACCCUCCUAAGCAGUCUUGGUGCCUGGGACCAUAUAGUCAACCUAAGAUGUAAGCCCUAUCAAAAGAUGCAGGUUUGGGAUGCUUGUUCAGAUGCGCUGAUCACGUUCGAUAAGGAGAAUCUGCAGGACGAGAUGGCGUACAUCGUGGAGAAUGAUGUCAUAGUGGCUGCCCUAACCAAACAGCUGCAGACUCUCUCUGAUCAUGUAGAGGUGAAGUACAAAACAAAAGUUGUUAAAUACACAUGGCCUAGCUCACACCAGGUGGCUGACUCCAUCCCAUGGGUCCAGGUGACAUUAGCCAAUGGACAGACACUGCAAACCAAGCUAUUGAUUGGCGCUGAUGGGCCCAACUCAAUGGUCCGGAGGGAGGCUGGGAUUCCCACUGUGAAAUGGAAUUAUGACCAGUCUGCUGUAGUAGCCGUGCUGCAUUUAUCUGAACCCACCGAAAACAAUGUAGCUUGGCAGAGGUUCCUCCCAACUGGACCCAUUGCGAUGCUCCCAUUGUCAGAUACUGUCAGCUCACUCGUCUGGUCCACCAGUCACCAACAUGCAGAGCAGCUUCUGGAGCUCGAUGAGGAGAGUUUCGUUGAUGCCAUCAACUCUGCAUUUUGGAGUAAUGAGAACCACUCUGAUCUGGUGGAGACAGCGGGGUCUCUCUUUCGAACUGCCCUGUCUGUCUUGAUGCCGUCCGGAGCCUCCACCCGCCAGCUCCCACCCAGUGUGGCCGGCAUAGGCCCAAAGAGUCGGGUCAUGUUCCCGCUGGGAAUGGGCCAUGCGGCCGAAUACAUCCGCCACAGAGUGGCUCUUAUUGGGGAUGCAGCUCAUCGAGUCCACCCAUUGGCAGGCCAAGGUGCCAAUCUAGGUUUUGGGGAUGUGGACUAUCUCACACAAGUCCUCAGUCAAGCAGCAUUCAGUGGGAAAGACCUUGGGGCCAUGCAGCACCUUUUGGAGUACGAGACGGAACGUCAGCGUCACAACCUGCCGAUGAUGGCCGCCAUUGACCUCAUGAAGAGACUCUACUCCACCAACUCUGCUCCCGUGGUUUUACUGCGUACCUUUGGCCUGCAAGCCACCAACGCUCUACCACCUCUCAAAGAUCAGAUUAUUGCAUACGCCAGCAAAUGAAAACCGGUCCCAGAGCGGUGGUUUGAUGGGUCUCUAAAGACGAGACGGCAUGAGAACGGUCUCCGUGGAAUGUAAAACGUGUAAAUUAAUAAAUUAUAUUUUAACCCCUGCUCUUCUUCCGUUAACUUUUAUUGUUGUUAUCUUCUUAUUGUGAUCCCUGUGUCUUUUUGCACUGUAGGGUCAUAUACAUUUUGCACAUUCUGGCCGUCAAUGAGUAAAUAGGUUUCAUUUAUUUAGUCAGUAUUCUGUUAUGUUUGGGUGUAAUUUUUUCUUUAACUGCAAUGCCAACUCUUAAAGUUGCUCUAAUGUGUACAUGGAUCUUAGAGUGAACAGGAUAAGACCUCACUCAUAGUUUCAAAGAGUAUAGUCCUCUAAAAAAAAGCUAAUUGCAUACUGUGUAAGUAUAAGUGUAUGUACAUAUAACCUUGCUGUUGUA
Chanos chanos (milkfish) is the source of this 2005-nucleotide messenger RNA. It is a transcript of the gene coq6, whose product is annotated as coenzyme Q6 monooxygenase. NCBI's taxonomy places the organism in Eukaryota, Metazoa, Chordata, Actinopteri, Gonorynchiformes, Chanidae. Gene Ontology annotation, biological process: ubiquinone biosynthetic process. Gene Ontology annotation, cellular component: mitochondrion. The coding region runs from base 115 to 1569 and encodes 484 amino acids. Gene Ontology annotation, molecular function: 4-hydroxy-3-all-trans-polyprenylbenzoate oxygenase activity; FAD binding. The record is from RefSeq and is a predicted model, not a curated record. The transcript has 12 exons.